This is a messenger RNA of Halteromyces radiatus, 1711 nucleotides long. RefSeq lists its product as uncharacterized. Gene Ontology annotation, cellular component: plasma membrane; cytosol; cytoplasm. Lineage: Eukaryota; Fungi; Mucoromycota; Mucoromycetes; Mucorales; Cunninghamellaceae. The record is from RefSeq and is a predicted model, not a curated record. The coding region runs from base 129 to 1505 and encodes 458 amino acids. Gene Ontology annotation, biological process: ubiquitin-dependent endocytosis. Gene Ontology annotation, molecular function: ubiquitin protein ligase binding; protein-macromolecule adaptor activity. The transcript is spliced from 2 exons.
UUUUUCUUUCCUUUUUCUCUCACUUUUUUUUGAUUUCACUUUCCUUUUUCUUUUUCUUUUUUUUUUCUUUUCUUUAUUCAUACAGACUAUAUACAUAUAUACAGAACAAUAAGCAACGCACAGUGAUCAUGGUUCAUGGAUUUACAAAAACAGUGGAUUUGAAAAUCAAUGUUGUGUCUGAUGAAAUCUAUUUUUUUGGUCAACCUGAAGAAUCGGCUGGAAAAGUUUUACAAGGUACCGUACUCUUGACAUUGACUGAAACUAUUAAGGUGAAACGUCUGACUUUGGACUUUAAAGGGAAAAUGAAGGUGCAAUGGACUGAAGGACCUCAACAUACUCAUAAACAAGAAAGAAGUAUUAUUCAACAUGAAUGGAUUCUCUUACCAAGUCAAAACAAUAAACGACCUCAUAUUGUUCCAGCAGGACAACAUUCCUGGGACUUUACUCUGACUUUACCUGGUGACCUUCCUCCAACACUACAAGCUGAAAUGGGUAAAGUGUGUUACCAAUUGACGGCCAAUCUCGAACGUUCAGGUGGAUUUUUAUUACACAAUACCAUUCAACGCAAGAAGCCCAUUCGUGUGGUCCGUAGUGUACUACCUUCUGAAUUUGAACUGGUACAAUCCUUGGAAAUCCAUAAUACUUGGUCUGAAAAGAUGAUUUACGAUAUCUCCUUACCUUCCAAAUUAUAUGCUCACAAUGCCAUCAUUCCAGUCUCUUUCACCAUCCUUCCUAUUGCCAACAAAUUAAGAGUCCAUGCUAUUAUGGUGACAUUGAAAGAAUGCUGUACAUAUGAAGCAAACGAUAAACGCAAGACGGAUUCUCGUAUCAUUAAGAUUAAUAGACAAGAAAAUCCAUUCAGUCAAGCUGUUGUUAAUCAUGAUGGUAUGCCCUCUACUCCUUGGACCCGUGUAUUGGAUGUACAAGUACCUGCACGAUCGCCUAUGAUCUUUUGUGAUGCCAAUAGUGAUAUGAUUCGAAUUCGCCACAAGCUCAAAUUUGUUAUUUCAAUUGUCAAUGCUGAUGGUCAUUUUUCUGAACUACGUGCUACUUUACCUAUUGUGAUUAUGGAUUCAUUUGGUCCCACUAUCUCUGCCGCUUCAGCUGAAGCUCUUACUUUACCAACUUAUGAUGAGAGUUGGCGCUCUUUACCAUAUGAUCGUCAUUUAUGGGAUACUUUACGACAACAAAAUGGAUCUACUCAUACUGAUCUAAUGGAUUCUCGUCAACCAGUCACUAUCUCUAGCUUUACCCGAACAAUGACAUUGACUUCUUCUAUGGUACCUUGUCAUCGACUUGAAAAUACAACAAUGGAUUCUGAUUUAGAAGAUGAAACAGUAACACCUCAUAAUGAAGCAAAUGAUGAAAAUUGGUGGCAUGGUGUGGAUUUAUCUCGAGUACCUUCUUAUCAUUCUAUGAUGGAUAUGGAUCCUACUGUUCCCACUUGUACACAAUUACCUCCUGCUUAUGAUCCUAUUUGGCAACGAUGCUUUUCUUCUUCUUAAUUUAGUUAUUCUUCAUUUUUUUUUUCAUUGGUUUUUAGUCAUACUACUCUAUUUGCAUUAUAUACAAUCAUUAUAUUAACAUACCCCCCCUCAAUUCAUAUAUCAUGGAAUAAAGUUUAUCAUUCAUACAAUAAAAAAAAUAAAGCCAAUCCAUAAUUGGUAUAUAGAUCGAUCCUUUUUUCCCAUCUGCUUGUUACAAAAAAAAA